Entrophospora candida is the source of this 1458-nucleotide messenger RNA. The record is from the annotation of a GenBank genome assembly. Lineage: Eukaryota; Fungi; Glomeromycota; Glomeromycetes; Entrophosporales; Entrophosporaceae.
AUGGUUUCUACCUAUCUUUCUUGUCGAAAAAACUUACAUUUAGAUCACGGUACCAUUGAUUUUGGUGAUAAUAGUUUAGAUUUAGAAUUGCUUAAAAAAAAGUUAAAGCAAAUCCACGAAUACGGAGAUCCGGAAUUGAAAGAUGAAUUAUUGAAAAUUAUUGAUUCUACUAAAAAUUCUGACUUAGGAGAAUACGAAAAAGAGGUAAAAUUUGGGUCAGGAACUACGCCGGUUAAAAAGAAAAUUGACUUUUCUAAGUUUAUACUACUAGCCUCUACUUCUACUUCAAAUCCCCAAUUGUCUAGCGAACUAAGCGAAAAAAUGAAUCCUAUUGAAACUAGUUGCGACGAAACCAGCAUUGCCGUUUUGGAGAAUAAAAAAAUUCUUAGUAAUGUUACCAUUUCCCAAAUAUUAGAGCAACAAAAAUAUGGAGGAGUAAUGCCUAGUUUAGCGGCUAAAUUACAUGUUAAAAACAUUCAAAAAGUUCUCCAAAAGGCUUUGCAAGAAGCCAAAAUUUCCCCGGAAAAAAUUGACUAUAUUGCUUAUACGGAAAAGCCCGGACUAGUUAUUUGUCUUCAAAUUGGAAAAGCGGUAGCCGAAACACUUUCUCUUUACCUAAACAAACCACUUUUUCCCAUUAAUCAUUUAGAGGGACAUGUAUAUGCCAGCGAAAAGCUAGAUGAUGCAAUUGGCGAAUGCUUAGACAAAUCUGCGAUUUUACUCGGUUAUAACUACCCCGGAGGACCAAUCAUUGAAAAAUUAGCACUGAGCGGAGAAAAAAAUUAUAAACUGCCUCUACCGAAAAAUGACAAAAGUCUAGAUUUUAGUUUUAGUGGUCUAAAAAGUGAGAUAUCUCGCCUAGUAAAUAGUGAAAAAAAAAAUUUGAAUGUUAAUAAUUUAGCCUGCUCUUUGCAACAUACUUUGGCUGAAAUACUAACUAAAAAAUUAAAAAGGGCUUGGUUGAUUACCCAUGCCAAAACCAUUAUCAUUGGUGGUGGAGUAAUCGCUAAUUAUUUUUUAAGAAAUUAUCUUACUCGCGAAAUAAAAAAAUGGGACAAAAAUAUAGAUAUAUUUAUACCAAAUAUUAAAUAUUCCACUGAUAAUGCUGCCAUGAUAGGAGGGAAAAAAUUUGUUAUUUGGUUCAUAAGACGAAAAAAUCAAUUAAAUUUAAAUCAUGACUCAGCAACUGAAUCUACUCUGGAAAUUGUAAAGUCAGGUUUUGAAGUAUGGAGUAAUGAUAUGGGAGAUGGAGUAAAUGGUAAAAUCGCCUUAACAGCUCCUAUUUUUCUGAUUGACGGCGGUGCCUCUAGAAAAGUAAGUAAUAUAAAUAGAGUUAUUAUUACUGGCCCAACUCCUAUUUUGACCACUUUUUAUCGUCUCGUGCUUCUUAAACUCAAUAAUAGAAAUGGUUUUCAGUUAAUUAUUAAUAAGAAUCUUAAUCAAGCGAGCGAUUAUUGA